Messenger RNA from Podospora pseudocomata, 1205 nucleotides. RefSeq lists its product as uncharacterized. The coding region runs from base 316 to 1134 and encodes 272 amino acids. Lineage: Eukaryota; Fungi; Ascomycota; Sordariomycetes; Sordariales; Podosporaceae. The transcript is spliced from 2 exons. The record is from RefSeq and is a predicted model, not a curated record.
GCAAAAGCUGAAAUCGCGGGGUCAGGUGAGACUUCUUUUGACAGAGUGUGACUUGUGCGAGUGCUGUUUCACACUGAGCUGCUGAUUGAUUGCCUUUCUCGUCAUUCCGAAUCCUUGGUACCUAACCUCUCAUUGUGCCGUUUAUUUAAGCAUCAAUCUUUUUGGAGCUAUAUCUCUUGGCAUUUACGAAUUGGAUCCUCACUCGAGCCCCUCGUCAGUUAUCGAUAUUGUGAUACCCUCACUUUCUUUACAAGUUUGAUAUAGGGUUGUUGGCAACCCCGCACCUUUUAUUUCAAGUAACUUCCAGACGGUGGGAUGCGAAGAUUUUGGCCCAUCAUGUCCGCCGUUACUUCAGCCCCGUGGAAAUUCGCGCCGUUGAAACAGCCGUUUGUUCCUAGCCCCAACACCCGCAAGCUAGAGGGCAUCGUUUUUGAUGUCGACGGGACGCUAUGUGAACCCCAAACCUACAUGUUCGCCGCCAUGCGCUCCGCCCUCGGCAUUCCCAAAUCAGUCGACAUCCUCGACCACGUCUACUCCCUCCCCACCCCCGAAGACCAACACACCGCCAUGGAGAAAAUCCGCACCAUAGAACGCGAAGCCAUGCUGACCCAGGUCCCCCAACCCGGCCUCGCCCCCCUAAUGUCCUACCUCGACUCCCGCUCCAUCCGCAAAGGAAUCUGCACCCGCAACUUCGACCUCCCCGUCCAGAACCUCCUUGUCAAAUUCCUCCCUUCCUCCGUCUUUGGCCCCAUCGUCACCCGUGAUUUCCGCCCUCCCAAGCCCGACCCCGCUGGUAUUCUCCAUAUUGCCCGUUCUUGGGGUUUGGUGAGGAAGUCAACUGGUGAGCCUGGCAUUCCCGUUGAUGAGGCGGAGGAAAAGGAAAAGAUUGCCGAGAAGGGGCAAGAAGAGGGGGAGCUACUCCAUACGGAGAGGGGAGAGGAGGUGGCGGAUGCGAGUGGGUUGAUAAUGGUGGGUGACUCAGUGGAUGAUAUCACUGCUGGGAGGAGGGCGGGUGCCAAGACGGUCUUGUUGGUCAAUGAUGUGAAUAGACAUUUGGUGGACCAUGAGCAUACUGAUUUGGUGAUUGAGAGGUUGGAUGAACUGAUCGAGGUUUUGGAGGAGGGGAGACUUUAGGGCAGGAUAGAGUCGAACUUGCUGGACAAGGCAACGAGUAAUAGAUCUCCCAGAAGAAAUGUUUGAGGCUG